Astyanax mexicanus (Mexican tetra) is the source of this 2399-nucleotide messenger RNA. It is a transcript of the gene csrnp1b, whose product is annotated as cysteine-serine-rich nuclear protein 1b. Gene Ontology annotation, biological process: regulation of transcription by RNA polymerase II. The coding region runs from base 219 to 1961 and encodes 580 amino acids. The record is from RefSeq and is a predicted model, not a curated record. Gene Ontology annotation, molecular function: DNA-binding transcription factor activity, RNA polymerase II-specific; sequence-specific DNA binding. The transcript is spliced from 5 exons. Lineage: Eukaryota; Metazoa; Chordata; Actinopteri; Characiformes; Acestrorhamphidae. Gene Ontology annotation, cellular component: nucleus.
GAACACAGAGCCAGUCUGGCUCAGACAAGGGACACGCUUCAGCACGGACGGACCUUUAACAUCCACACACAAUAAAACAAAUCAGAUCCAGUAGAACGGAGGCUUCGCGCGCGGAUUCGCUUUGUGGAUUAUUAACACUGUUUCGUCUACACGCCUUUAACUGGAGAUAUCACUAAUGGUGAUCGGAUUCGCUAAGUCUUGAUCAGCACUCCAGCGCCAUGAGCGGGCUCCUAAAGAGGAAGUUUGAGGAGGUGGAGGAAGACCCCUGCUACUCUUCCUCUUCUCCUUCGUCUCUCUCCUCGUCUGCCUACUCCGGCUGGGAUUCGGAUGGCGAGAGCUUGUACUCGGACACUCUGGACUCCACCCCCAGCAACCCAAGCUCGCCGGCAGCAUCGUUUAGCACCACCUCCAUUCUGAAGAAGUCCAAACGUCCACGGAGAGGAAACGUCCAGUUCGAUCAGGUGACGGUCUUCUUCUUCCCGCGAUGCCAGGGCUUCACCAGUGUGCCCAGCAGAGGCGGCUGCACACUGGGCAUGAUGCAGAGGCACAGUGCCCAGAGGAAAUACACGUUGGCUGAGUUCGCCAUCGAACAGCGCCACCUACGCCAGGAGAAGCUGAUUAACAGGUUGCGAGAGGAGAAGCUGGAAGCCCUCAAACAGAAGCUGACUAAAAACGGUACCCAGGAUUCAGAGGAGGCUGACCGCCUGACUGUGGAUGACAUCCCUGAGGAGGAGAUUGACAUCACUGGCGUGAACCUGGACAGCGGUUCGUUCUUGCACCCGUACCCCUCCAAGAGGCGACAUGCCAUCCUGAAAGCGGCCGGUGUGAAGAAGAUCGAUAAGGAGGAGAAGAGGCAGCUGCACGCAUUGCGCAUGUCACGGGAGGACUGUGGCUGCAGCUGUCAGGGCUUCUGCGAGCCUGAAACAUGCAGCUGCAGUCUAGCUGGCAUCAAGUGUCAGAUGGACCACUCGUCUUUCCCAUGUGGCUGCACCAAGGAUGGCUGUGGGAACACAGAGGGCCGCAUCGAGUUCAACCCCAGCCGCGUUCAGACCCACUACAUCCACACCAUCAUGAAACUGGAGCUUGAGAAGCGUCUGGAGGAGCACUCGACCGAAAGUGAAGGCUCUCGGGACGAGCAUAACGAGCAGAGGGCAGCAGAAGGCAGCAACGAGCCCGAAACGUCCAGCUUCCAUUUCAGCUCUGAACUGGCGGCAGCAGGAGAGAACAGCUGCAGUAGUGACAUGACGGACUCCUCUAGCUCUUCAGGUCAGAGCGAGGACUCAGAUGUGGGCGAGAGGCCCCACAGCGAGCAGUCGUCCAUAGAUGUGGAUGAGAACGGACUUACACGCAUCCUGAGCUUCAGCGACACAGACAACGAGGACUGCACUGUAGAUUGCAGGGACAAUAGGGCUAACAGCAACUUGCACUGCACGCAAGAGCAAAGAAGGACUGAGCCGUGUUCUGUAGGGUACGGCAUCUUCAGCGCUGUGGAAAAUGCUGACAACGACGAUAACGCUCGCACGCCACCAGCAGACUCUGUAACGGACUAUAGAGCCGCGGCCAUGUCUGAACUUUUGGACGAAAACGCCAAUCAAGGCAACGCUCUGUUCAACUGCGGCUCUGUCCCAAACACCCCCUCCCCUUCAAUUGACCGUUCAGCUAGUUACAUGGACCUGAGUCUGUCCUCAGAGUCUGAUUUGGAGUUCUUUGAUGGCUUUCCAUGCCUAGGACCCAGCUCACUGUACAACUCCCUCAAGGAGUAUGAGCAUUUGGACAACUUCUUUCAGUUCCAGCUGCCUGGAUACCCCAGCAUCCCCCCAGCUAAUGACUCGGGCACAUGUCUCCUGGAGUCGCUGAUCGGCUUGUCAGAAUCGGUUCCAGAACCCCCUGCCACCUUCACAGACAAUCAGAUGCUGGAAGAAGCCAUUAAGUUGUCUGUGAUGGAGUAUGUGAAAGUCUAAGGGGAGGCUGAUGUUAAUAGUUAACACUAUAUAUAGAUAUAAAAAAAAAGAUUAUACGAUUGUAAAUUAACACAAUUUUUGGUGUAAUUUUGUUGUUUAUGGAGGCCAUUUUGCCCUCUGUCAGAGACUGAGAUUUGCAUUAUUUGCCUUUAAAAUGUUAGCAGAGCAUUUUAUUAUUAUUAUUAUUAUUAUUAUUAUUACUAUUGUUAAUAUUGUUAAUAUUAUUAUUAUUAUUACUAUUAUUAAUGCCAUCAAAGUGGCAGCUACUAUUUGAGUUUAAAGUCUCCGGCUGUCUGGUUUUUGAAUACUCGUACACGUGGCCAGGAAGGUUAAGCGUUGAAUUUGUCACCCACAUUGGUGUUAUCAUUAAUAUUAUUACUAUUGAUAAAGUUAUUUAUAUGAACUUUAAACGGGGCACAGAUGGGAGUCUUUUAAGAU